Molecule: messenger RNA, 2328 nt
Organism: Lontra canadensis (Northern American river otter)
Lineage: Eukaryota; Metazoa; Chordata; Mammalia; Carnivora; Mustelidae
Gene: IFT54
Product: TRAF3 interacting protein 1
Exons: 18
Coding region: 70-2262 (730 amino acids)
Biological process (GO): cilium assembly; regulation of microtubule cytoskeleton organization; intraciliary transport
Cellular component (GO): centrosome; axoneme; ciliary basal body
Molecular function (GO): microtubule binding
Source: RefSeq, a predicted model, not a curated record
CGGCGGCGGCCGGGCAGUGCGGCUUAGGCUCGGCUGGCCGGCGGGGGCGCGGGCGCGGGUGGCGCCGCCAUGAACGCCGCGGUGGUGAAGCGGACGCAGGAGGCCCUGGGGAAGGUGAUCCGGAGGCCGCCGCUGACGGAGAAGCUGCUGAUCAAGCCCCCGUUCCGCUACCUGCACGACAUCAUCACGGAGGUGAUUAGGAUGACCGGUUUCAUGAAGGGCCUCUACACAGACGCUGAGAUGAAGUCCGAUAAUGUUAAGGAUAAAGAUGCAAAAAUUAGCUUCCUUCAGAAGGCCAUAGACGUGGUGGUGAUGGUUUCGGGAGAGCCACUGUCAGCAAAGCCAGCGCGGAUCGUGGCCGGGCACGAGCCUGAAAGAACAAAUGAGCUGCUGCAGAGAAUUGGCAGAUGCUGUCUCAGCAAGCUCUCCAGCGAUGAGGCGGUGAAGAGAGUGUUAGCUGGAGAGAAGGGGGAUCUGAAGGGAAGGUCCUCACUGAUGUCAAAAUCUCAGGAAUUGGACAAUAAGAAUGCACAAGAAGAAGAGCCCAGAGUUCAUAAAGAUAAAGAGGAUAAAAGGAACUCUGAAAUAAAUGAGAGGAGUACAAGCAGAGAUCGGAAACAGAAAGAAGAAGUGAAGGAAGAAAGCAAAGCAAGAGAGAAGGACAAAGAGAAGGAGAAGACGAAGGAGAACGACCGGGAGAGACAUAAAGAUCCUGAACGAGACAAGCACCGAGAUGGGGAGAGAGAACGAGCCCGAAACCGGGCCAAGCAGGACAGAGACCGAGGCAACAGAGACCGCGACAAAGAUCUGGACCGUGAGAGAGAGAGAAGGAACGAGGGAGGAAAGGAGAAAGAGAGGUGGAAAGACCGGGAGAGAGAGCGUGAGCGAGACAAGGCCCGGGACAGGGACAGGGACAGGGACAGGCGGAAGCUGAAGGAUGGGGAGCGCUCCAGGGACCCUGACAGGGAGAAGAGCCGAGAGCAUGACAAACCCGAGAAAAAGUCCUCGAGCUCAGGGGAGGUGUCCAAAAAGAUGCCAGAUGGAUCUUUGAAAGACUCCAAAGCUGAGACAGAGACCGAGAUUUCCACUAGAGCGUCCAGGUCAGUGGCAACGAAAGCACCAAAACGGAGAUCCAAAGUGGAAGGAAGAAGGGGCUCUAGAGCCAGUGAAAAUAGUCUUUCCCCUGAAAAAGAACAUAACUCUUCCUACAGCAAAGCUAAGAAGGAGCACACCGUGAAGCAGCUUGGAAGAAAGGAAGAUAAUAUUUCAGCUAAAAUGUUAGAUUCUGUAGUAUCUGGAUUAAAUCAUGAAGCAGAUCAGGAAACUACGACUUCAGAAAUUGGAACAAAAGAAGCUAAUACUAACUCAGCUAGUGUUUCAGAUGAUAACUCAGCGAGUGUGUGGCGGGAGAAUGUUGAGCCUGAGCCAGCAGUGAAGCAGAAAGGUGACUCUCCUAGUGAUGCAGAAGGAGAAGUUGGACCUUCUGGCCCAGAGAAGCCUGAGGUAUCUGAGAGCUCCGAGCUGCCGGGCGAGCUUCCAGCCAAUCUCAGAAGAAUACCUCGGCCUGGGAGUGCGAGGCCAGCACCCCCCCGUGUGAAGCGCCAGGACAGCGUGGAGGCGCUGACACCAGACAGGACAGGAAGUGGGAAAAUCGUUGCCAGUGUGAUCGUAGACGCGCAGAACUCUGACAAUGAGGACGACAGUCAGUUUGUGGUGGAGGCGGCCCCCCAGCUCCCUGAGAUGGCGGAGCUGGAAGUGGUACCUGCGGUAGACAUGGAGGCCGAGGAGAAGCACGGAGGACUUGUGAAAAAGAUUCUGGAGACCAAGAAAGAUUAUGAGAAGUUUCAGCGGGCACCCAGACCUGGAGAGAAGGAGAAGUCGCUUAUCUUUGAGGCCACCUGGAAGAAGGAGAAGGACAUAGUUUCUAAGGAGAUCGAGAAGCUGCGCGUGUCCAUCCAGACCCUGUGCAAGAGCGCGCUCCCCCUGGGAAAGAUCAUGGACUACAUCCAGGAGGAUGUGGACGCCAUGCAGAAUGAGCUACAGCUGUGGCAUAGUGAGAACAAGCAGCACGCCGAGGCCCUGCAAAAGGAGCAGAGCAUCACAGAUGGUGCAGUCGAGCCCCUGAAGGCCGAGCUGGCCGAGCUGGAGCAGCUGAUCAAAGACCAGCAGGACAAGAUCUGUGCCGUGAAGGCCAACAUCCUGAAGAACGAGGAGAAGAUUCAGAAAAUGGUCUACAGCAUCAACCUGAGCUCGAGAAGGUGAAGCUCACGUGUUUCCAAAGCUGGAAGUCCUCUUCAGUCUGAAAAUAAAAAGGAAGAUAGAACGUCA